GUUGCAUCAGCGAGUGCAAUGUUCUUCUAUUUUCGGUUAUUUCGCAGCGGCAAAUACCGUUUCGACAACGAGUGAUUUUUAGCCCAGAAAAUGGCCGAGUCGGAGCAAAGGAACAAAGAGAAUUGUAUUGCGGGAUCGAAGGAAACGAUGGUGAAGCAAGAAAAGCGUGAAAACACGUUGACGAAUGGCGGGAAGGGAUCUGGCGAUGACGCGGACAGUCUCGAGGAAUUGCCUCUCGAUAUAGGCGAACACUAUCUCGUUCGCAGAUCUGACGAGUCGUGGCAUCCAGCAGAGAUUAUUCAGACAAGAUACAAUGAAAGUGAAAGCCACUAUGAGUAUUAUGUGCAUUAUGAAGGGCAUAACAGAAGAUUGGAUGAAUGGGUGCCAAGGGAUAGAAUCAUGUCCAGUAGAUUUGACAUGAGUGAUAGGAGUUGGAAGAGUGGAGACAGAAGUUCUGGUACUGAUUUAUUGGCAGAUUCUUCAGACCGUAAAAUUACAAGAAACCAAAAAAGAAGACAUGAUGAAAUUAAUCACAUUCAAAAGACAUAUGCAGAAAUGGAUCCUACAACUGCUGCUUUAGAAAAAGAACAUGAAGCAAUAACAAAAGUCAAAUAUAUUGAUAAAAUUCAAAUUGGAAAGUAUGAAAUUGAUACUUGGUAUUUUAGUCCAUAUCCAGAAGAAUAUGGUAAACAGCCUAAAUUGUGGAUUUGUGAAUAUUGUUUGAAGUACAUGCGUCUUGAAAAAACAUAUAGAUAUCACAUGAGUGAAUGUACUCACAGACAGCCAGUCGGUAAAGAAAUAUAUCGCAAAGGCACGUUAAGCAUUUGGGAAGUAGAUGGCAGAGAGCAUAAAAUUUAUUGUCAAAACUUAUGCUUACUCGCAAAAUUAUUCUUGGAUCAUAAAACCCUCUACUUCGAUGUCGAACCAUUCCUUUUUUAUAUUCUUUGUGAAGUUGAUAAACAUGGAGCUCAUUUAGUUGGUUAUUUUUCGAAGGAAAAGGAGUCACCUGAUGGUAACAAUGUUGCCUGCAUACUAACUUUACCUCCGUUUCAAAGGCAAGGAUAUGGAAAACUUCUAAUCGCCUUCAGCUAUGAAUUGAGCAGAAUAGAACAAACCGUUGGAAGUCCCGAAAAACCAUUGAGUGACUUAGGGAAAUUAUCAUACAGAAGUUAUUGGAGCUGGAUUCUCUUAGAAAUUCUGAGGGAUUUCCGGGGCACUCUUAGUAUAAAAGAUCUAAGCCAGAUGACAAGUAUCUCACAAACAGACAUUAUAUCGACAUUGCAGAGCAUGAAUAUGGUGAAAUAUUGGAAGGGACAACACGUGAUCUGUGUGACACCAAAAUUAGUCGAGGAACACAUCAAAAGUAGCCAGUACAAGAGACCUCGUUUAACGGUAGAUAGUAGUGCGCUUAGAUGGGGAGCUCCACCUCGAAAAAAUGUGAAACCUGGCAAGAAGUAGCGGAAAACGAAUGGGAAUUCGAUGGUUUUUGUCACCGUGAUAUUCACGAUUUAACGCGUUUAGCAAACACUUGACAAAGCAGCUGUACACUGAUAGUUCGCAACGAUGUUUUCGAGUUUGUUAAACAACCUUUCUACGAUGCAUUAGUAUCCUACAAUAUGCAUUGCAACCGUGCAAGGUCUCGUAUUUGUUCGAAAGAUAACACACGAGUAAAUAUGAGUUGAUUUUAUAGCUUCGUUAAUCUUUCGGAGCGGCAGAGAUGACGCAAAGCGUUUCACAUUAUCUCUUUACAUAUAAAGAUCUGCGUUUUUCGGCAGUACACUAAACAGAAAAGAGAAACGAGAAAUAUCAUGUAUUUAUUGACAAUGAAAGAAUCACUAUACUUUCGUUCGAAACUCAU
Messenger RNA from Habropoda laboriosa, 1858 nucleotides. It is a transcript of the gene mof, whose product is annotated as histone acetyltransferase KAT8. Gene Ontology annotation, biological process: regulation of DNA-templated transcription. The record is from RefSeq and is a predicted model, not a curated record. Gene Ontology annotation, molecular function: histone acetyltransferase activity. Bases 91 to 1458 code for a protein of 455 amino acids. Lineage: Eukaryota; Metazoa; Arthropoda; Insecta; Hymenoptera; Apidae. The transcript is spliced from 7 exons.